Messenger RNA from Oryza sativa Japonica Group (Japanese rice), 2421 nucleotides. RefSeq lists its product as uncharacterized. Gene Ontology annotation, biological process: protein deubiquitination; mRNA processing; spliceosomal complex assembly. Lineage: Eukaryota; Viridiplantae; Streptophyta; Magnoliopsida; Poales; Poaceae. Gene Ontology annotation, molecular function: cysteine-type deubiquitinase activity; zinc ion binding. The record is from RefSeq and is a predicted model, not a curated record.
ACCCCGUCUCCGUCCACACGCACGGCACGGCGAUCCUCACGGCCUAACCGUCGCUCCAUCCUCGCCCACCUCUCCUCCUUCCCCAAACCCUAGAAUCUCGCCGCGCGGGCGCAGCUCCGCCCUUCGCUCGCCGUCAUUUCCCGGCUUCCCCGCGCAGGGGCUAGCUAGCUAGCUAGCUAGGGUUCCGGCGCACGACGACGAUGGCCGCGGACGAUCUCUCAUCCCCGGCGCGGAAGCGCGGCCGCGACGAGGAGGAGGAGGAGGAGGAGGAGGUCAUCGACGGGGAGGCCGCCCAGAAGCGCGCGCGCGGGGAGGAUCCGGAGGGCGGGGCGCUGCUGGGGCUCGCCAACUACGAGGAGGACGAGGAGGACGAGGAGGCGGCGGCUGCUGCGGGGAGGCGCCGCGCGAAUGGCCGACACGAGGAAGAGGAGGAGGAGGACGACGACGACGACGAGGUUGACAACGACGUGAGGAGGGCUCCGGAGCGGAGGCCGAGGCAAGUGGAGCUGCGCCGGGACUGCCCUUACCUCGACACCGUGAACCGCCAGGUCCUUGAUUUUGAUUUUGAGAAGUUCUGCUCAAUCUCCUUAUCAAACUUGAACGUGUAUGCAUGUUUGGUUUGUGGAAAGUAUUACCAAGGAAGAGGCUUGAAAUCACAUGCAUAUACUCACAGCCUUGAAGCAGGCCACCAUGUGUUCAUUAACCUUCAAACUGAGAAAGCUUACUGUCUUCCUGAUGGAUAUGAGAUAAAUGAUCCAUCAUUGGAAGAUAUUCGACAUGUUCUCAACCCAAGGUUUACAACAGAGCAGGUUCGUAAUCUUGAUAGGAACAAGCAGUGGUCUAGAGCUCUUGAUGGCUCCAAUUAUCUACCUGGAAUGGUUGGUCUAAACAACAUCAAGGAGACAGAUUUUGUGAAUGUCACAAUACAGUCAUUAAUGAGAAUUACUCCUUUAAGAAAUUUCUUUCUCAUCCCUGAAAAUUAUCGGCAUAGCAAAUCCCCAUUGGUUCAUCGAUUUGGAGAACUAACUCGCAAAAUCUGGCAUGCAAGGAACUUCAAGGGCCAGGUUAGUCCACAUGAGUUUCUGCAAGCAGUUAUGAAGGCCAGUGAUAAGAGGUUCCAGAUUGGUGUUCAGUCUGAUCCAGUGGAAUUUAUGUCAUGGCUCUUGAACACAAUGCACUCGAAACUAAAAAGUAGGAAGAGAAACAGAAGCAUCAUACAUGAUUGCUUUCAGGGAGAACUUGAAGUAGUUAAGGAAUUUCACAAGAAGCAUAUUGUGGAAAAGAAAGAGGACGGCGAUGAACAGAAUGGUGAUGCAGGUUCAGAUAUUGUUACUGAAACAUCUAGGGUCCCAUUUUUGAUGCUUGGCCUUGACCUACCACCUCCACCUCUUUUCAAGGACGCCAUGGAGAAAAAUAUCAUUCCACAGGUACCACUCUUUAAUAUAUUGAAGAAGUUUGAUGGCGAGACAGUUACAGAGGUAGUGCGACCCUCCAUUGCUCGUAUGAGGUAUCGAGUCAUCAGACUUCCAAAGUAUCUGAUCCUUCACAUGCGACGGUUUACCAAAAAUAACUUCUUUGUAGAGAAGAAUCCUACUCUAGUGAAUUUCCCCGUGAAGAACUUGGAAUUGAAAGAUUACAUCCCAUUACCUAAGCCAAAAGAUUCCGAGAAGCUACGCUCAAAGUAUGAUCUCAUAGCCAACGUUGUCCAUGAUGGCAAGCCAGGCGAGGGAUGUUACAGAGUAUUUGUACAGCGGAAAUCAGAAGAGGCUUGGUAUGAAAUGCAAGAUCUUCAUGUUACCGAGACUCUUCCUCAGAUGGUAGCUCUUUCAGAAGCCUACAUGCAAAUAUACGAGCAGCACGAAUGAGUGAUGAUUGGUGAUCAUCAUGUAGCACCUUGCAUACCGACCUUUCUUUUGUUGCUUCUCUCAGAUUUUAUCAUUAGAAGCUAAUCGUCAUGUCUGGAGCUUUUUUUUUUAGAGAACUAUGGUUGUUCCUUUACCCUUGUUCCAUACAGUUAAUUGAAAAGCACAGGGUGAGAAUGCUGUGUUAGAACUGUUAGAUUAUCACACCGGAGGGACUAUAGGAGCUAGCAGCAGUAAAAUAUAAAAUUCAUGGGCAUUUUAUUUCCCAGAGCUUUGAUUGACCGGUUGUUUAAAGCAGAAGACACUUCGGUUUCCAAGUAUUUUCCCUUAUUUAUCCAUGGAAGGGUGAAAAUGUACAAGGGGUGUUCCGUGCAAUGGGAGGCCUGUUCUGUGCGACGAGUGGAGGGAGAAUUGCUUUAAGUGGUACUGUAGAAAAGAACUGGUUUCUUUGACAGCAAUGGAAAUAUUAUGCACACAAAGUAUACUUAGGUAUACUUUUAAUGAGGUUUUAGUGAAGUUGAGGACACUUGCAAUAAAAUUUAAUGAAUUGACAGCAAAA